Aureobasidium melanogenum CBS 110374 is the source of this 1170-nucleotide messenger RNA. RefSeq lists its product as uncharacterized. The record is from RefSeq and is a predicted model, not a curated record. The transcript has 3 exons. Bases 1 to 1170 code for a protein of 389 amino acids. NCBI's taxonomy places the organism in Eukaryota, Fungi, Ascomycota, Dothideomycetes, Dothideales, Saccotheciaceae.
AUGAAUCGCAAGACCACUGCUGCCUUGGCCAUACUCGGCCUUGCAAACGCCGCUCCGUUGGUUGAUCCUGCAGUCAAUUCGGUAGUGUGUCCUGCGGUCGAUCUGGUUGUGGACAUCCUCCGCCUUUAUCCCUCGGCAACUCCAUUCUGCUCAUCAUUCUUGCACAUUCCCACCGUCACCACCACCCAGACUGUUUCCUCCACGGCGUUGUUCACGUCGGCUGCAACUACAACCAUCCUCACCACAGUAUCUACAUUUACAAGCUCCGCCGAUCCGGUCACUGCCUACUCUACCUUCUCUCAAUCCGCCACCGUUCCUGCUAGCAUUAGUAUUCCUGGUGUCUGCGGAGGAUGUCCCGCUAUUCUGAAGAACAUUGCUUGUAGUGCAAUUUCCACUGCCUGCGGCUGUCUCGGCAUUCCAACUCCCACAUCGACCGUGAUCCUCACCCAAGUGUCCUCGACCACCGCCUACCCUACUUCGACCACCUAUUCGAGCAUCACAGCGACCGUUGUCACCACGCCAACCACUACUCUUCCUACUACAUCAACCUCAACUGUUAAUUACUGUCCCACGCCUCCAAGCUGCAACAACGAGGGUAUCCGAUGGGCGAUUUACCCCAAUUCGGUGUACAACUCCGACAACACAUACAGCGACUACGAUCCGACAGUGAUUAAAUCAGAGGCUCCCGAGUACCAGACUACGGCUUCCGUUUGUGGUGGACUGUACGAGAGCGAUGUCGGCCAAAUAUCCAUCUACGGAAGCACCCAAACCUUCGAGUCUGACUAUUUCAGCCUGAACCAUGUUGGAUAUAUCUUCGCCCAAUCGAGUGGCACCUACACCUUCACCCUAACUCAGCCCGACGAUAUUGCUUUGUUGUGGCUCGGAUCGAAUGCAUACUCGGGAUGGACUCGUGAUAAUGCCGAUGCGACUGCUGUUAUCUUUGGCAAUCCUUCGGCUUCCGCUACCGUCAACCUCGUUCAAGGCCAGUACCUGCCAUUCCGUGUUGUCUUUGGCCAGGCCCAGGGAGCUGUCAGCUUCUACCUCACUCUCACAGCUCCAGACGGUACUGUGAUUUUGAACAGUGACACUUCCAACUCGCCAUUCCUCGUCCAGUACUCCUGCGAUGGCACUUCGGCACCCGAAUUCCCUGCCUUCGGAUCGGAGACUUAG